AUGAAAAAUGUAGCUGGUAGAAUGCAUCUGUAUGGGAAUUUAAACUUGAACUUGGAGAGUAACUCUGAGGCCAAGAUGACCAAAAGAAAUGUCCUGAUUAGUUACUCAUUUUGGUUUCUUCUAGGUGUUCUGAUAACUUUCUGUAAAUUAAUCAAAACACACUUAGCCAGAGCAUUAUCAGCAAUGCUCCAACUUCAAAUGUCUGAGAGUGAGUCAUUCUUCACAGACUUACUUAUUUGUAUAGAAAUUUUCUACGUUCUAGGCCAUCUAAUAGCUUAUUUGUUCUUUCCAGUAAGCAUAUUUUGGCUCAAAUUGAUACUAUUAUUUUUGUUUGGAAAUAUCUUUCUGACUGUUUCGCCUCUAUUUGUCUUGGUUUCCGGAUUCACCUCCGUCCCAAACAAUUGUUUGAAAUACAUGUUUUUAAAUGGAAUAAGCGGUUGUUCCUUUUGCAUAGGAGCCUUAAAGAUCAUUGGAAUGUCUCUUGUUACUGAUAGAUUUAUAGCUGGAAAGCCGUUGACCAAGAUUGUGUUAAUGCUCUCAGGCCAUAGGGCUGGGUCUUUUUGGGGGUCUUUAAUUGGUCCGUUUGCAAAUUUUGCUCCUGAACCCUCUUAUAUGGACAAGUUCAAAUACAAUACCAAUAAAAUAGUUGGCUAUAAAUUGGGGUUAGGACUUCCAAUUUUAAUAACAACCGGUUGCUUGAUAUAUUUUUUUACUAACCCCAAGGACAAAGAACACAUUGCUUGGAUGAAGUCUAAAGUGGUCAAUCAGCUGAAAAAAUUCGUCAGAGUUUUAAAGUUAACAAUAACGCAAUAUCCAUAUGUUAUUCUAAUGAUUGUAAUUCAGUUUUUAUCGGGAUUUUCAGGGGCUUUCUUAGUUGCACACGCUUUGUCUAAUGAAGUUGAGAUUUCGGUUUUGGGGAAAUUCGUUAUGUUCUUGAUCUUACGGGAUGUUUCAGGCCUCAUUGGCACGUGGUUUCCAUACGUUUUCCCAGAAAAUAAAACAAUCAGCAACCACACAGCCAAUAACCUUUUGGUAACCAAUUAUAAUACGGAAGGUGGUAAAACUGUAAUUGACCUGAGUAUAAGUGACUCAACUGUUAAUGGAAGUGGUAAUUGUAAAACUAUAUCACGUAAAUUGAAAACGCGUCUUUUAAUUAUUUGGAUAUUAGCGGCGAUAUAUGCUCUGGUGAUUCUGGGUAUGAUUCUCGACGUUACUGUUCCUUCAAAGCCAUUCAAUUGUUUUUUCCUCACGAUUGCUUCUGGAAUCGUGAUCACUGUCUUGUUCUCCCUUUUUAGAUCCGCUUGCACAUCAAUUAUUUACACUCACCUGUGCGCCAUAGAAGUCAACGAUGGUCUGAUUGACGACGACGACGUUUUUCUCGAACUGGAUGACGUAAACCUUGUAAAAAGUUUCCUGGUUGGCUUCUUCUGUUUGAUUGAGCUCAUUCCCCAAUUGAUUUACAUCCCAAUAGACCGUAUUUUGAGACCAUUAAUUAUUCAGUAUACCAGAAACCUUGCCAGCCCAUCCACAUAAUAUAUUAU
This is a messenger RNA of Theileria parva strain Muguga, 1541 nucleotides long. Its product is annotated as putative integral membrane protein. The transcript is spliced from 3 exons. The coding region runs from base 1 to 1533 and encodes 510 amino acids. NCBI's taxonomy places the organism in Eukaryota, Apicomplexa, Aconoidasida, Piroplasmida, Theileriidae. The record is from RefSeq and is a predicted model, not a curated record.